Molecule: messenger RNA, 1567 nt
Organism: Anoplopoma fimbria (sablefish)
Lineage: Eukaryota; Metazoa; Chordata; Actinopteri; Perciformes; Anoplopomatidae
Gene: lsm10
Product: LSM10, U7 small nuclear RNA associated
Exons: 2
Coding region: 208-624 (138 amino acids)
Biological process (GO): mRNA 3'-end processing by stem-loop binding and cleavage
Cellular component (GO): nuclear body; cytoplasmic U snRNP body
Molecular function (GO): histone pre-mRNA DCP binding; U7 snRNA binding
Source: RefSeq, a predicted model, not a curated record
CUACGUUGACGCAAAUCUGCGACGCACAGUGAAACGUCAUCACGCUGCGCUUCCUGGUUCGGACUUGUUGCGGGAAAAACAACUUGUUGAAAUGUUUGAACGGUUUAUCGCCACUUGCAAAGAUUGUGGUGAGGGGUUUAUCAGGAUAUAAGGAUUUAACUCAUUCAGGUAUCCCCUGUCCUCUGGAGAUCCCCUACAUCAGCGUCCAUGGAGUCAGAGGGCACUGAAUUCACGCCAGCGGGCCCGGCGCCUGUAGCUGAAGUCUUCAACUCCAUCAGGGAGCGCGCAAUCGCAGAGAAUAGCAUGGUCGUCCUGCUGCAGGGUCUGCAGGGAGAGGUAACCACGGUGGACCUGAGGAACGAGAGCACGGCGCGGGGACGCGUGGUCAACGUGGACGCCUUCAUGAACGUACGUCUGGCGGACGUGCUGUACAGAGACAGUCGGGGCAAGCUCACCAAGCUGCAGGACAUGUUCAUCACAGGCAGGAACGUUCGCUACGUCCACAUCCCGGACCACGUGGACAUCAUGAAGACCAUAGAGAGCCAGCUGGCCAAGAUCCACCGUGUCCGCAACUUUGCCAGUCAUGGAGGGGGCAGAAAAGAGUACGCAAAGAAAACCAAAUAACUUUUCUUUUUUGUUGAAGGAUACAAAAGAAACUCAGAUGAGAACUGCUUGUGCAAGACUACUCCAAUAAUACUUGGGGUCAAAAAGCAAGUUUAUCUUGUGAUUGGGGGACUGGCAUCACACUCGAUCAGUAGUUUCCAACCUGAGGGGUCACACUAUGAUUCAAGGGAUAAGAAUGAAAAGAAUAUGUCAGCAGUACACAAAUACUUUCUUUCUGUCAUUUUUUUUUUGUUGGUGUAAAACAUGGACACUUCACUUGAUCAGGCCUCUAAAAGUCAUUCAAAUGAAUCUUAAAAGGGAAAAUCUCUCGUUUGAGCUGCACUCAUGUGCGCACCAAGACCCCAACCUGUGAUGACUUCGGGUCAUGAGAUGAAAAGGUUGGGUGUUACAUCCUCACCGUUUCUAUGACUGCAAAUAACAAUUGUUUUCAUUAUGAAUUCUUCUUGAAUAAUUGAUGUAUCUUUUUUUCUAUAGAAUGUUGCAAAACUGUGAAAAAUUAUGAAAUUCCCAGAGUUAUCUGACCAAAACCCAAAGAUAUAGACUUCAUAGUGGUUUGCAAACAGAUGCAGCAAAUACUGACAUUUUGUAAAGCUGGAGAAUAUUUUGGAAUUCUUGCUUUAAAAAUAAUUAUUUAAACAUUUAAUCAUUUAUGAAAAUAGUUUCAUAUUCAUUUUCUUUCAAGCUGAUUGUUGCAGCCCUAAAAACAACAUGAGCUUCUUUGAUGAACCACUGGACUAGCUAAUGAGUUGAACACUUUCCUUGUGUUUUGGUAGUUGGGUUUGAAGUUUGUAACUAACACAAAAUAGCCUUUUCUUUUUAAAUACAUUCAGGAGUUAUGAAUAAAGAUGCUCCCAAUUAACUUGGCCCCUCAAAAAUGUCUCUGUUUCAGCACACAACUGCUUUAUUAAAAUGAAAUGGAACAUAUUACAAUUAACAGAGAGCG